Molecule: messenger RNA, 1120 nt
Organism: Cucurbita moschata (crookneck pumpkin)
Lineage: Eukaryota; Viridiplantae; Streptophyta; Magnoliopsida; Cucurbitales; Cucurbitaceae
Product: NAC domain-containing protein 73-like
Exons: 3
Coding region: 205-1017 (270 amino acids)
Biological process (GO): regulation of DNA-templated transcription
Cellular component (GO): nucleus
Molecular function (GO): DNA-binding transcription factor activity; transcription cis-regulatory region binding
Source: RefSeq, a predicted model, not a curated record
UUUCUUCUUAUAUCUUUGAGUGUUAGUUUUAAAGAUCCUAAACCAUAUCAGGAACUGCAUUUAUUCUCAUCGAACUCUCUUCUUGUUGACAUCAAAACUUGACACCAAAGAAACCCUUUUCAUUUUUCUCUACUUAACCAAACCCCACAUGAAAUUUCAGCUCCAUUGUUGUCGAAUGUGGGAGGAACUCAAAGAACAAGACACAUGACAGAGUUUGUGGAUAAAUAUGUUACCAACUCCAGUUCUUCUUGUCCUUCUUGCGGCCAUCAUCAAAUCAAAUCCCCAGAAAAGUGUGGAGCUGGAAUUCAUAUACUACCUGGUCUGCCUGCUGGUGUGAAAUUUGACCCUACGGAUCAAGAGAUUCUCUUACAUUUGGAGGGAAAAGUUGGGUGUGAUGCUCACAAGCUUCAUCCUUUGAUCGAUGAAUUCAUUCCCACCAUUCAAUGGGAGCAUGGGAUUUGCUAUACACAUCCCCAGAAAUUGCCAGGAGUAAGAAAAGAUGGUCUGGUCCGGCACUUCUUCCACAGGCCAUCCAAGGCGUACACAACAGGAACAAGGAAAAGAAGGAAAGUCCACGCCGACAACACCGAGGGCGAGGGCGAAACACGGUGGCACAAAACGGGCAAGACGAGGCCGGUUCUCGUGGGCGGGAGAGUAAAGGGUUACAAGAAGAUCCUAGUGCUGUACACCAAUUAUGGGAAGCAAAAGAAGCCGGAGAAGACAAACUGGAUAAUGCAUCAAUACCAUUUGGGAGGCAGUGAGGAAGAGAAAGAUGGAGAACUCGUGGUCUCAAAAGUGUUCUACCAAACUCAGCCAAGGCAAUGUGGAAACUCAGUGAAAAAGGAUCAUAAUAGGCAUCAAGAUUCUAGUUCGUGUAAUAAUAAUCCUAACCCACUUGUUGAUUUCUAUAACCCUUCUUUUGUAUAUUUUGAGUCAAGUGAUCAAAAUAGAUCGGCAAGCAAUUCCCAUAUGAUUCCCCAGUUUGCAGUUCAUGAUGGGUCGUCUGCUGUUUCAUGAUUGCUGUUAAUUAUUGUUCUUGUUUGUAUGAAUAAAUUUGGAGAAAGGUAACUGAGAAAUACUGAUGAAUAAAUUUGGAAGUGUAUUUAAGAGGUGUUCUUGA